AUACGCAUACAAACUCGUAAUUUUUUCUCAAUUGUUUCAAUUCCAAUUUCUGUUCAUGUUUUGAUUACCGUUGUUACUGAUUAUCAUUAUUAUUUUAUUGUGAUUUUAAAGUUUGAUGGACUUGUCAUCUCAAUCGACGGAUACCUCAUCGAUCCUCUCUUUAGGGCUAGUAUCUCCGUCGCCAUCUUCCCACCGGAGCCAGAUCGCCGAUGAUCCCGUUACCCUUCAUCUGGGAACCAAGGACUCCACCCACCACCCUACCCGACCGGUUCCUCUCCGGCUCCUCGAACCGCACCAAAACGGGAACCCGAUAGAAAGGGAGAGGAGCCACGACGACGACAAUGAAGAGAGUAGGGAAACCGAAGAAUUCCAUAUAUUAGGACAUCCCAUGUGUCUCAAAAGGCGGAGAGAUAGCUGCUCUUCUUCAUCGUCGCCCUCUUUGUUGAAACGAAUGACGCCGGAACUGGGUCUCGAGACCAGAAAAGCGGCCGUGAAAUCGUGGGGUAGCCAGCCGCUCCACGUGGCAGAUCCUGACAUGUUUGACAUGAUGGAACAGGAGAAAAAGAGGCAGUUCAUGGGAAUCGAGUUGAUAGCCUCUGAGAAUUUCGUGUGCCGCGCCGUUAUGGAGGCCCUUGGAAGCCAUUUGACCAACAAAUACUCCGAAGGGAUGCCGGGAGCAAGGUAUUACGGUGGGAAUCAGUACAUAGACGAAAUCGAAACCCUUUGCUGGAAACGUGCAUUGGAAGCUUUUGGGCUUGAUGCCGAGUGCUGGGGUGUCAAUGUGCAGCCUUAUUCGUGCACAUCGGCCAAUUUUGCGGUUUAUACCGGACUGCUAUUACCCGGAGAUAGGAUCAUGGGAUUAGAUACGCCAUCCGGAGGGAAUACGAGCCAUGGUUAUUAUACCCCAAAUGGGAGGAAAGUUUCUGGGGCAACUAUAUUCUUUGAGAGUUUGCCUUAUAAAGUGAAUCCUCAAACUGGGUAUAUUGAUUAUGAGAAAUUGGAGGAGAGGGCACUUGAUUUCAGGCCCAAGAUACUAAUCUGUGGUGGUAGUUCAUAUCCCAGGGAGUGGGAUUAUGCAAGGUUUAGACAGAUUGCUGAUAAGUGUGGUGCUGUUCUGCUGUGUGACAUGGCUCAGAUAAGUGGACUUAUUGCUGCCAAGGAAGCUGCUAAUCCCUUUGAAUACUGUGACAUUGUUACCUCUACCACCCAUAAAAGCCUCCGAGGUCCCAGAGGAGGUAUAAUUUUCUAUAGGAAGGGUAAAAAGCCAAGGAAGAGCGGAAUGCAUCUAAGCCAAGGAGAUUGCAACGAGCAAUAUGAUUUUGAGGAAAAGAUAAACUUUGCUGUUUUUCCAUCUUUGCAAGGCGGACCACAUAAUAAUCAUAUUGCUGCUCUUGCCAUAGCGUUGAAGCAAGUUGCUACACCAGAGUACAGGGCCUAUAUGCACCAAGUGAAGAAAAAUGCUCAGGCUUUAGCAUCUUCAUUGUUGAGAAGAAAAUGCAAGCUAAUUACUGGAGGCACAGACAAUCAUUUGUUACUCUGGGAUCUAAGACCUUUUGGGUUGACAGGUAAAGUUUACGAGAAGGUGUGCGAGAUGUGCCAUAUUACCCUGAACAAAAUUGCUAUUUUUGGCGAGAAUGGUGUCAUUACUCCUGGUGGAGUAAGGAUUGGUACUCCCGCCAUGACAUCGAGAGGUUGCCUAGAGUCUGAUUUCGAUACAAUCACAAACUUUCUCCUCAGAGCUGCACAUAUCGCUAGCACGAUGCAGCAUGACCAUAAGCUGCAGAAGACCUCCGUGAAGAGCCUCCUCGAAAAUAAGGAUCUUUUGGAGCUCCGGUCACAAGUUGAGGCGUUUGCAUCUCAGUUUGCAAUGCCAGGCUUUGACAUUUGAAUGAAUUGUUAAUGUGCCUUCAUACCGAGCGACUAAAAUUCCAAUUACUCUGCAGAGGAGGAACUGUGGGGGAGGGUUAUUUUUCCUGUAACCAGCUUGCACCAUCAUGUUUUUUUCUGUAACGGUGCCUGGAAACAUUGC
Molecule: messenger RNA, 2029 nt
Organism: Hibiscus syriacus
Lineage: Eukaryota; Viridiplantae; Streptophyta; Magnoliopsida; Malvales; Malvaceae
Product: serine hydroxymethyltransferase 6-like
Exons: 4
Coding region: 116-1888 (590 amino acids)
Biological process (GO): L-serine catabolic process; folic acid metabolic process; tetrahydrofolate interconversion
Cellular component (GO): cytoplasm
Molecular function (GO): cobalt ion binding; zinc ion binding; serine binding
Source: RefSeq, a predicted model, not a curated record